CCUCGAGUUCCUCCACUUCAAACGCCCCGAGAAAGAUUCUGUUCCCUGCUGCUCAACUUGGCGUCAUGCCUCCUCCUCAGCAUAUCAUUCCCCUUGUGCUCCCUGCCAUUUCACCACGCAGAUCCUCAUCCUGAAGGUGCCAGCUCUCUCAUCCUUCUUCCGCUUCUUCUUCUGCAAAAUGUGGUUUUCAAUGCUCAACCAACGAACAACAUCUCCUCCCCACGCCCUCGCUGUCAUGCCGCUCCGCACUCCCGCUCCCUUGCUCCUGCCCUAAUAACGAAUGGAAUGACCUGCCCUGACAUGCGACCUUGAGUACCCGCCAGAACAGAGUCCUCAAGAAAGAAGGCGACAGUCUCGAUUUGGGCCUCUAUCCCCUUAUCAUCACCGGACUCCAAAGCCAUGGGUCUGGCAGCAGAAUGGGCCUGGAAUUUCUGGGAGUUUUGCAAGAGAAAUAUCAUCCCCGAUGUCUUCAUCAAGAGGAGGUUGAACUUUAUCACCAUACACUAUUUGUAUAUGAUGGGAAUGACUAUCCUGGGCUCGGUCAUCAUCUUCGGCAUUGGUGACAUCCCAUACAUCGACUCCUUGUUCUUUGCCUCCGGAGCUUGCACCCAGAGCGGCUUGAACACCAUCGAUGUGGACAACAUCAAAACCGGCCAACAAUUCAUGCUCUUCUUCCUGGCAAUGCUCUGCAAUCCCAUCGUCGUCAACUCGGCCGUCGUCUUUGUCCGCCUGUAUUGGUUCGAAAAGCGUUUCGAGGCCGUCGUCAAGACCACAAAUGCUCUACGACGAACAAAGUCGAGGCAGCGUACCAUGACCAUUGGAAAGGAUGAGCCCGAGCCAGGUCUGCCGGGUGUCGCAGGGAGAGCAAUUCGGAUACUGCGAAACACCGGGCGCAGCCAAGGUCAUGCAGAUGCAGAGAAGCUCGACAACGGCAAUGGAAAGGCAGUGGAUUCGUCUGACACGUCUCAGGAGGACCAGCAGGAGUCCAAGGGCCACAUCCCUGAUCACCGUCCACCAAUUCAGACAUCUCGGUCCGUCGAUGAUGUGCGUGUGCCCCCGCAGAUGGACCCAGAACAGCACAUCCGCUUUCUCGAGAAUCAACGAAAUCCCAGCGACACGACUGCUCUGCGAAUCCCCAGCCCUCGCGAGUUCGAACUGGGCGGCAGACCUCAAAACGUUAGUGCCAGCUUUGACGAGAACCCACUGCGCCCAAUCACGAGCGAGCCCGACCUCUCCAAUGUUAACGAGGGACGAGGCGAUGUGGCCGCUGCAGAUGACACUGUUGCUCCUACGCAUAUCACCAUUGACGAACCUCAGUUCUUGCGAGACCGCCAGGACCGAACUGCUACCUUUCCCCGACUCAAUACCAGACAAUCCACACAACCCUCACAUACCUACGAUGCCCCUGAACCGGGAUCCUACCUUCGUCGGAGGGGUUCAAACACCUUCCGAUCGCUGCAUCGCGUCAACACGCCGCGCACACAGGAGCUGGCCCCGUACCUGAGUUGGCAACCGACCAUCGGGAGGAACUCAUUUUUCCUUGGUCUGACCGAGGAACAGCGAGAAGAGCUGGGCGGGAUAGAGUAUCGGGCUCUCAAGGCCUUGGCCCUGAUCCUCGUCCUGUACUUCUUCUGUUUCCACAUUCUCGGUAUCAUCUGUCUGAUCCCGUGGAUCCUGCACACGAGCUAUGGAAAAUACGUGACAGAUCAGUCGCAGGGAAGAGUCUGGUGGGGUCUCUUCACGAGUGCUUCUGCCUUCAACGACCUCGGUUUCACUCUGACCAACAAUUCUAUGCUCUCAUUCCAGCGAGCAGUGUUCCCUCUGCUGUUGAUGACCUUUCUUAUCAUCAUUGGCAACACGGGAUUUCCGUGCAUGUUGAGGCUCAUUAUCUGGGCCACGUCCAAGUGUGUCCGGGAAGGCAGUCCCCUGUGGGAGGAGCUCCGAUUUCUUCUGGACCAUCCUCGUCGCUGCUUCACCCUCCUGUUUCCAAGAGAAGCUACCUGGUGGCUGUUUGCCAUUCUAGUUAUUCUCAACGGACUGGAUCUAAUCUUUUUCAUCAUUCUCGAUCUUAAUGAUACCACCGUCACCUCCUUGCCAGGGGGCAUACGUUUUCUUGACGGUCUCUUUCAGGCCGCCUCGACUCGAACCGCGGGAUUUUCCGUGGUGAACCUCGCCGAACUCCACCCUGCCAUUCAGGUCAGUUAUCUGAUCAUGAUGUACAUAUCCGUCUUUCCGAUUGCCAUUUCCAUGCGAAGAACCAACGUGUACGAAGAGAAGAGUCUGGGCAUCUACGGAACUCUAGCCGAGGAAGAAGAAGACGAGGGCGAGCCAAGCUAUGUUGGCGCGCAUUUACGAAGACAACUUUCCUUCGACUUGUGGUAUAUUUUCUUGGGCAUGUUCAUCAUUGCCAUUGUCGAGGGUGGACGACUGCAGAAUAUCAACGAGUCCGCAUUUACUCUUUUCUCUGUCCUCUUCGAAAUUGUGUCGGCAUACGGCACUGUGGGACUUUCCUUGGGCUACCCGACUAUCAACGCUUCCUUUUCCGCCGAGUUCCACGUCCUAUCAAAGUUGGUGAUAAUCGCCAUGCAGAUCCGUGGAAGACAUCGUGGACUUCCCUACGAGCUUGACCGCGCUAUCCUUCUCCCCUCCGAGAGCCUGCAAGAGAAAGAAGCCAAGGAGGCCGAAAGAGUCAUGUCUCGGGUGCAACGUCGGAGAUCGUCCAUAGGAGGGCAUUCAAUAAUGUCGGCUGUCGACGGGAAUAUAGAAGGCCGCCAAUUCCGGCCUGAAACGGGGCUCUCUUCGGGACUGCGAGAUAUCGAUGAGAACUUGGAGUUUCCACGUCCUCGCGCCAAUACGAAUCGAUCACACCACAGAACAAGCUCAUCGGAACAUCCACUGCACAGUGACCGACACAGCGAACCGCACAGCGCACGCCGCGGCCUGGGUGUUGGAAUGUUCAAGCUGGCGUCUGGCGUGGAGGCCAUCAAGGAGGAAAGGUUCCGAGAGUAGAGCAUGAAGAGCAUCUGAGCCGGAGAGCCUAAUAGCCGGACAGCCGGACAACAAAAAUUGUAUUCAUAUUGACACGACGAUUCCGACAAUAUCGAUGCAUUUGAGCAACGGCGAAGAAUGGAGUACUGAUUGAUAUGAGCCUUACAAGUGCGGGCUAUAUUGCAUUGACAUACAGCGACAUGCUAACAACGUAUGGUUGAAUGCAGAUUUAGCGUGCAUGUCUAUUUCAAAAGUGCCACAGAAGUGAACCACCGUUUAGAGAUUCUUAUAUGCAUGGACUCAAGAAGAGACUGCUAUGUGCGUCGCGUUCAUCCCUUCAUCGACCUUUAGGGGGGUGAAGUCACGACCAACUCGGGACACGCGAAUGGGC
Molecule: messenger RNA, 3379 nt
Organism: Cladophialophora immunda
Lineage: Eukaryota; Fungi; Ascomycota; Eurotiomycetes; Chaetothyriales; Herpotrichiellaceae
Exons: 1
Coding region: 400-3009 (869 amino acids)
Biological process (GO): intracellular potassium ion homeostasis; potassium ion import across plasma membrane
Cellular component (GO): plasma membrane
Molecular function (GO): high-affinity potassium ion transmembrane transporter activity
Source: RefSeq, a predicted model, not a curated record